AUGGAAAAUCUUGAAGCAAUUACAUUCGCAAUGGCUGCAUUUUUCUCAUUUCUGUUAUGGAGGGUGUUGUAUUCGUGCUGGGUUUUGCCCAUUAGGGCUUACAGAAAGCUCGUUAUUAAUGGGUUUUCUGGCCCACCUCCAAGUUUUCCUCUAGGAAACACCACUGCGAUGAAGAAGACCAAGAGAGUCGAAUCUUCUUCUUCAUCUUCAACGGUUUCUAAUGAUAUUCAUUCCAGUGUGUUUCCUUACUUUGCUCAAUGGCAAAAAUCCCAUGGGAAGGUGUUUAUGUACUGGCUAGGAACUGAGCCAUUUCUGUAUAUUGCUGAUCCAGAAUUCUUGAAGAAAAUAUCAUCUGGGGUUAUGGGGAAAAGCUGGGGGAAACCAACAGUGUUCAAAAACGACAGAAAACCCAUGUUUGGUGAUGGUUUGAUUAUGGUGGAAGGUGAUGAUUGGGUUCGACAUCGUCAUGUUAUAACUCCUGCAUUCUCCCCUGCUAACUUGAAGGCAAUGACAAGCAUGAUGGUGGAGACUACGAAAAGCAUGCUAGACAGAUGGACGGAGUUGAUAAACUCCGGGAAUCCAGAGAUCGAAGCAGAGGGAGAAAUCAUAACGACGGCAGGUGAAAUCAUAGCAAAAACAAGCUUCGGAAUGAAUUUCGAAAACGGGAGAGCAGUGUUCCAGAAACUAAGAGCCAUGCAAGUAACACUAUUCAAGUCGAAUCGUUACGUAGGUGUACCUUUCAGCAAGUACUUGUGCUUGGGACAAAAUCUUGAAGCAGAAAGACUAGGGAAAGAGAUAGACGCCCUACUGUUAUCGAUCAUAGUAGAUAGAAAGAAAUCCAUGGCAGAAAACGGAGGUGGUAAAGAACAUGGGCAGAAUCUUUUAGGAAUUUUGCUGGAAGAAACUCAUGUGGAGGGACAAAAAGGAAGGAAAUUGAGUACGAGUGAGCUGGUGGAUGAGUGCAAGACGUUCUUUUUUGGUGGGCAUGAGACCACGGCGUUGGCCAUCACCUGGAGCUUACUGCUCUUAGCGGUGCACCCCAUGUGGCAGCAUGAGCUUAGAGAAGAAAUCAAGCAGGUGAUUGGAGAUGGUGACAUUGAUGCAACCAUGGUUGCUGGUCUAAAGAAGAUGAGUUGGGUAAUGAAGGAAGUCUUACGACUAUACCCUUCAGCUCCAAACGUGCAAAGACAAGUUCGUGGUGACAUUCGAGUGGACCAAGAUUCCAUAAUCCCAGAUGGCACCAACAUAUGGAUUGACGUAGUGGCAAUGCACCAUGAUUAUGAUUUAUGGGGUAACGAUGUCAAUGAAUUCAAACCUGAGCGAUUUAAGGAUGAUUUGCAUGGUGGGUGUCAACACAAAAUGGGCUAUUUGCCUUUCGGGUUUGGAGGUCGAAUGUGUGUUGGUAGAAACUUGAGCGCAAUGGAGUACAAGAUCAUGUUGAGCUUAAUCUUAACUAGGUUUUCAUUUUCAUUGUCUCCAAAUUACAUUCAUUUGCCAUCUAUUAUGCUUUCUCUUAGGCCUAUGCAAGGGUUGCCUCUAAUUAUGAAACCCCUGUAG
Lactuca virosa is the source of this 1557-nucleotide messenger RNA. NCBI's taxonomy places the organism in Eukaryota, Viridiplantae, Streptophyta, Magnoliopsida, Asterales, Asteraceae. The record is from the annotation of a GenBank genome assembly.